UUCGCAUUAGUCAUUGGGUCAGCGAGCUAACUUGACUGGAGCAGAAUGCAUGUGGUUAAUGCGCUGUCUGUCCUUCUAAUUACCUCAUGCCUGUGUGAUGGAACAAGAACAAGAGAAAACAGAGCAGACAAUGAGUUUGCGCUGAAGCUGAAGAAGCACUAUGAGCCUAAAUCCAUGUUCAGGAUGUAUAUGCAUGGGAAGGAUAUAGGGUAUGCGUGCCAAGUAGAGCUUUUCCAAGCUCACACCCUGCAGUCCUGCAGCUUCAACAGCAGCCACCCACUGGUCAUCAUCAUCCACGGCUGGUCGAUCGAUGGCAUGGUGGAGAGCUGGAGCACAAGGCUCGCCGCUGCACUUAAGAGCACACAGAAAGACAUCAAUAUUCUGGUCAGUGACUGGCUGACCUUGGCACAGCAGCACUAUCCCAUCGCAGCUCAAAACACACGGGUGGUGGGACAGGAGAUCGCCCAGCUGCUCAUCUGGCUUGAGGAGCUUACACAGUUUCCGGUUAGUAAGGCCCAUCUUAUCGGGUACAGUCUGGGUGCUCAUGUUGCAGGAUUCGCUGGAAGAAACUUAGCUGCAACAGGAAGAACUUUGGGAAGAAUCACUGGCCUGGAUCCUGCAGGCCCAUUGUUUGAAGGCAUGUCCCCUACAGACAGACUCUCCCCAGAUGAUGCCAGGUUUGUGGAUGCCAUUCACACAUUUACCCAGCAGCACAUGGGGCUUAGCGUGGGCAUUAAACAACCCGUCGCCCACUACGACUUCUACCCUAAUGGAGGAUCAUUUCAGCCCGGGUGCCACCUGCACUUUCAGAACCUCUAUUCCCACCUGUCCCAGUAUGGCCUUAUGGGCUUCGAGCAGACGGUGAAGUGUGCCCACGAGAGAGCCGUGCACCUUUUUAUCGACUCUCUACUGAACAGUGACAAACAGAUCACAGCCUACAAGUGCAGAGACAACGCUGCCUUUGACAAGGGUGUCUGCUUGGACUGCCGCAAAAACAGCUGUAACACCCUCGGCUAUGACAUCAAGAAGGUCCGCACGAGCACCAGCAAGAGGCUGUUCCUCAAAACACGCUCAUUUAUGCCAUACAAAUUGUAUCACUUUCAAUUCAGGAUCCAGCUCUCCACACAGUUUGAAAAGAUUAAUCCGUCUCUCACCAUCAAACUCACCGGCACGCUUGAAGAGAGUGAAACCCUGCCAGUCAGCGUAUUAAAGGAACUCUCAGGCAGUAAGACCUACACGUUUCUGAUCACCAUGGACACUGACAUCGGAGAUCUGAUGAUGUUGCAUGUAGCCUGGGAGGCAGAUGCACUGUGGACCAACAUGUGGAGUAAAAUGAAAAACAUAAUGGCAUGGGGGAGCAAAGAAGAUAGGCCACAGAUCACCAUUGGGAAGAUUCGAGUCAAAGCAGGAGAGACACAGCAGAGAACCACGUUCUGUGCCAAGGUAGAAGACGGCGUGUUCAUCCAGCCCUCUGAGGAAAAGCUGUUUGUCCGCUGUGAUGAAAAGAAGGAAAGGCCAAAGCGCAUGAAGUCACGUGACUGAAGAACAGCUGGGGUGGAUUUGUGUUUAUACAUGUAUGACCUCAUAAUGUGUUUUAAGGCAAAAAAAAAAAGGACGAUCUAAGGUUAAGCAAGUCAGAAGAAUUUGUAACCACUGUUACUGUUUUGUACCCACCCUUGUUGACUGGUCACUUUCCUUAUGUUUGAAUUUUUGAAUCCCUGCUGACUUUUUAGGAUUCCUUUUCAUCGGUUUAGCUCACAAGCUAGCUAGGAUUUUUUUUCAAGUCUGUCUUCAAUCAAAUUUGAUGUGCAUACAGUAUAAGUACGCUAAGUCACGGUCAUUAUACAUUAUUCUGCUCUUUACACCGACCGUAAAGUCUGUCACCCGGAACGCAAGUACAGCACCAUGUAAGUAAUCAGAUCCAAAUUCCACAAUCCUCGUUCCAUACAAAAAUGUGUUCCAAAGUUCAGGUGAGACUUGUAUAAAGCUUUGCACACCCACUAAGCUAAAACAAGUUGGUAUCUUUCAAAGUUAUGGUGUAUUUAUUACAGAUAUAACUUGUUUCUUUCAUAUGAGUCUCGGGUGAAAAUUGGAAUGCAGUUUUAAAUGGAACAAGGGUUGUGGAAUUUGGUGCCAAUUACUAAAAUUGUUGGAAAAUUUAUAAUGACCAAGACGUAUGGUAAUGUACUUCCAUGCAGCUUAAGUUUGAUUUAUAAUAGACUUGAAAACAUCCAAACUAUCUCUCUAAGUAAAUGUUAUUUGAGCACUUAGGCUACUGAGGAGUUAUGGACAGUUAGACCUACUGCAUCUCUCCCCAGGAGCAAUCGGCCACUAGAACAUGUUAUAAUUUGACACGGCCCUCGGGUAAAACUUGAAAUGAUUGAAAACAAUAAAAUGUUUUGGGGAUUGGCUUUUUCAAUUCAAAUAAGCUAUUUAUUUUAUUACUGUAAAGAUUUUGGGGUAAAGUUGAAGUAUAUAAAAUUUCAACAAAUGAGGGAAACUUGGAAUAGGUUAAUAUUUACUAGGAUGAUUACUAAGGAUGUGCAAAAAAAAAAAAAAAAAUUAAGCAAAUAUACACUGAAUGACCAAAAGAAAGUCACUACUGCAGAAGGACGAAAUUAUUGGCCAGCAUCAGGUACUGAAAUCAAUUAAGGAGAUUUGAAAUGACUGAAAUUGGGUUAAGAAUUGUCCCACACAUUAUUGGAACCUGAAAGGACCUUGUUGAACCUUCACCUUUAUGCUAUGUUUAAAUGAGAA
Molecule: messenger RNA, 2757 nt
Organism: Clarias gariepinus (North African catfish)
Lineage: Eukaryota; Metazoa; Chordata; Actinopteri; Siluriformes; Clariidae
Gene: lipca
Product: lipase, hepatic a
Exons: 9
Coding region: 46-1542 (498 amino acids)
Biological process (GO): lipid metabolic process
Molecular function (GO): triacylglycerol lipase activity; apolipoprotein binding
Source: RefSeq, a predicted model, not a curated record